Molecule: messenger RNA, 1929 nt
Organism: Pistacia vera
Lineage: Eukaryota; Viridiplantae; Streptophyta; Magnoliopsida; Sapindales; Anacardiaceae
Product: sucrose transport protein SUC4
Exons: 5
Coding region: 279-1802 (507 amino acids)
Biological process (GO): sucrose transport; transmembrane transport
Cellular component (GO): vacuole; plasma membrane
Molecular function (GO): sucrose:proton symporter activity
Source: RefSeq, a predicted model, not a curated record
ACCCUCCAAAUUGCAGUUACACUUACACCCUCCCAAACAAAAUAUCUUACAAAUAAUUGCCCUCUCUUUUAUAUAAUUUUUCCGUAGGAGUCGAUCUCCUAUAUGCUCGCCUUCAGCGUGCUCGGGGUUUAUCCGUAAUUAACUUAUCUGAUAAGCCUAUUUUUAACUCAUUUGGUUCUUCACUGUCCGCCACUCUCCUUCUCACCGAUAACGUCACCUUUUUUCGGCACGCCAUUUCCAAACUCAGACACAACCCAAUCAUACAAAACUAAAGCCGGAUGCCAAUCGCUGAAGCUGAGCGGCACCGUGGCAGGGAACGACCGUCAACGUCGCGGCCCGCGGCCAGACCUCCGGCCCGAGCCAAGGUCCCUCUACGACAGCUUCUUAAAGUAGCUUCCGUGGCGUGUGGCAUACAAUUCGGUUGGGCUCUCCAGCUGUCUCUCCUAACUCCGUAUGUGCAAGAGCUUGGAAUUCCUCACGCAUGGGCGAGUAUCAUCUGGCUCUGCGGGCCGCUUUCCGGCCUUCUGGUCCAGCCUUUGGUUGGUCACUUGAGCGACCGUUGCACUAGCCGAUUUGGUCGUCGGAGACCGUUUAUUGUCGCCGGUUCCGCUUCGAUUGCUGUAGCUGUAUUGCUAAUCGGACAUUCCGCCGACAUCGGGUGGUUGCUUGGCGAUAGGGGCGAUUAUAAACCCAGAGCGAUCGCCGUGUUUGUGUUUGGAUUCUGGAUUCUUGAUGUCGCUAAUAAUAUGACUCAAGGUCCUUGCAGAGCUCUCCUUGCUGAUCUCACUGGGAAUGAUCAUCGGAGGACACGAGUGGCAAAUGCUUACUUCUCGCUUUUCAUGGCUGUUGGUAAUAUUUUUGGGUAUGCCACUGGAUCAUUCAGUGGUUGGUACAAGAUUUUUCCUUUUACUCUUACCUCUGCAUGCAAUGCAGACUGCGCCAAUCUCAAGUCUGCUUUCAUUCUUGACAUUAUUUUUAUUGCAAUUACUACAUUUAUAAGUAUCUUGGCAGCUAAGGAAGUGCCUCUAGGUUCACGUGACAGAUCUGCUCCCUUUGCUGAAGAAGGGCAUGAACACUCAGGCCAAGCAGAAGAAGCUUUUCUUUGGCAAUUGUUUGGAACUUUCAGAUAUUUCUCAGGAACCAUAUGGAUAAUAUUGUUUGUCACAGCUCUGACAUGGAUUGGAUGGUUUCCAUUUCUUCUCUUUGAUACUGAUUGGGUGGGUCGAGAGGUUUAUGGUGGCAAGCCAAAUGAAGGGCAGAAUUAUAAUUCUGGAGUUAGAAUGGGGGCGCUUGGUCUGAUGUUAAAUUCAGUUGUUCUUGGAAUAACUUCAGUGUUCAUGGAGAAGAUCUGCAGGAAAUGGGGGGCUGGUUUUGUAUGGGGACUUUCAGACAUCCUCAUGGCCCUUUGUUUUCUUGCGAUGAUCCUAAUCUCCUUUGUGGCGAAAAAUAUGGACUAUAUAGGCCAUGAUCUUCCACCAGAUGGCAUUGUUAUAGCCGCACUGAUAAUCUUUACAAUUCUGGGUGUUCCAUUGGCAAUCACUUACAGUGUUCCAUAUGCCUUGAUUUCUACACGUAUCGAAGCUUUGGGACUUGGCCAAGGUUUGUCAUUGGGCGUUCUGAAUCUGGCAAUUGUGAUCCCACAGGUGGUGGUGUCCGUGGGAAGUGGACCUUGGGAUCAGCUACUUGGUGGAGGAAACUCACCGGCCUUUGCUGUUGGGGCAAUUGCAGCAUUUGCUGGUGGACUUAUAGGAGUCUUAGCUAUUCCUCGAUCUAGUACUCAAAAGCCCAGGGCCAUGAUUUGAGGUAUCGUGUUGUAUCCAUAUUUUUUGUACUAUGUUUUAUCAACACAGAUACUUUAUGUUAGUAUUAGCAAGAAUUUGUAAAUAGCGAUUGUUACUUCUAUUGAUUAAUAAAGUUAUUUGCUUAUUA